AUGCUCCUACAGCCACAGCACCUCUCAGGAUCAAAAGACCCUACAGCUGGCCAGGAUAAGGAGAAGGCAGCUAAAGCGUUUCAGAACUGGGUUAAGACUGUGCCAGAUAACCAUACGAUUAUCUACUCAGACGGCUCUAAAGCCACUAAUGGGGCUACGGGAUUCGGCUUUGUUAUCUACCGCGGAAACAAACGGAUAGCCCAAGGGUGCGGCCGUCUCAGCAUUGCAGAAGUAUUUGAUGGCGAGGCAGAGGGGGCGAGGGCAGGGCUCCAAAGGGCCCUUCCUACCUCCCAAGGCCAGCCUAUACAUAUCUGUAUUGAUAACACCAGUGUCAUCCAGGGGAUACGCGGCAACAUCCCAGACUCCUCACAAGCUGCCUUCUUAGAGAUCCAGGCAGCAGCCAGGAUAUAUACUAUACAAACCCACUGGUCCCCAGGGCACCAAGGGAUAAAAGGAAACGAGGAGGCUGACAGCUUAGCUAAGGAGGGCACAACGCUGCCAGUCCCCAGAGGCCUACUGCCGACCCUAUCAGGGAUCAAGCGGCUUGCUCAAGAACGCAAACAACACCAGCAUAGAAAAUGGUGGAAGAAAGAGGCACCCCCCUGUUAUACCCAGCUGGGGCUUAAGGCCACCCUUGGCUGCCCUCCUGAACUAGCUCUACCAAGAGCUACCCUUCAUCAUCUCCUAGCAGCACGAUCAGGCCACGGAGACUUCGAACAGUAUCAUCAACGCUUUAACCACACAGAAGCACUGCUUUCCUGCUCCUGCGGGGAGGCUAAAGAGGCAGACCACCUGGUCUACUGCCGUAAGACACUAGUGAGGAGGCAACGGUGGCCUAUCCUCCACCCUUAUAGUCGAAGGGAGCCUCUAGGACCUAUAGGCUCUCUAGAGCGCUACUUUAAGGGGCUAAUCACCGAUUAUGAAGGCUUCCAGGCCUUCCUUGACGUGACAGACUUCUUCCAGAAGAUCUGCCCGCGUUACUAA
This is a messenger RNA of Colletotrichum aenigma, 984 nucleotides long. RefSeq names its product Gag-Pol polyprotein (gene gag-pol-2). The coding region runs from base 1 to 984 and encodes 327 amino acids. The transcript has a single exon. Gene Ontology annotation, molecular function: RNA-DNA hybrid ribonuclease activity; nucleic acid binding. NCBI's taxonomy places the organism in Eukaryota, Fungi, Ascomycota, Sordariomycetes, Glomerellales, Glomerellaceae. Gene Ontology annotation, biological process: DNA replication, removal of RNA primer. The record is from RefSeq and is a predicted model, not a curated record.